AUGGCAGUCAUGCCCUUGCCUGCAAAUAACAACGCUUCGUCGUCGUCGUCGCCUACGCCCGCGUCUGCUGCGUCGACGCCCGCGCCUCAGCAGCCGACCUACACGACCGCUGGCACCAUAUACAACCCAAACUCGUCCCAGCCGCUCCAGCCACCUGCACGUCGCGGACGCUCCACCAAGUGGAACGUUGGCGUUAACCAAACGGAGCUUUGCCUCUUCCCCAAGGCCGUCCUCGCCGGACUGACCAUGAAGGCGGUUGCCAACGGACGCGCCUCCACUGGCAUGCAGCAGUAUGCUCCGCUGCAGCAGAACUCGGACCGUGCCGUCAGUCCUCUGAGCACCUCCGAGCAUGGCUCCAUGGGCAUCGCUCUGCCUUCUCAGACUCCACGCCUGAAUACCGGCAACCAUUCCACCACUCAGACGCACUCUCUUGCACAAAAGGAGAAUGUCAACGCUUCCGAGACGACCAAGGAGCGUCUGGACAAUACCGUCGAUGGCGACGGUAACGGUUUGGUUGGAUCCACUACCGAGCAGCAUGCAGAAGAGGCCGACGAUGACCAUGCUGGCCCCCCCGCCCAUCUACUCAGCAUGAGCAUCAACGGGCUGAAGAGCCUGGCAUCGUACCCGAACCCGUGCCAGAAGGAUGCCCAGAAGCUUCUCAAGCCAACUGUUGAUUUGGCCGCUCCAAAGGCCUUGACCGCUCCUGUCCUGGGUUUCCCUGCCGCAGGCACUCAGAAGGUGCCGCCCAAGGACGAGGUGACGGGUGUUCGAGGACCUCCGGGACUCACUCUGCUGCGCCCCUCGCACAUUGAUGGUGUCAGCAAUGUUACUGCUACGCAGAACAAGCUGUUUCCAAUUUCGAUGACUCGGUCCCCUAGCCCGGCAUCGGGUCUCGAGAAUGUCAUGACGCCGCCGUCGUCUGCCUCAGCGUCUAGCACACGCUCUGGCCCGGCUCCCUUGACUGCCGGACCACCUGGCCAGCGACAAUAUCGCCCACUCGCCUACGACUCCAUGGUGAAGACGUUCCAGUCUGGUCUCGAGACGAUGGAACAGCCUCUGGAGUACGUGGAAGGAACUGGCAAUUCCAACAACGCCAGCGCCGGAGCGGAGAUGGUGGACAGCGGCCUCGGAGCCAAUAUCCCCCGAGCCUACUCUCUCCCUGAGACCUUUACUACGGCGUCGCUGAUCCAGACGCCUCCUCCCUCUUCUGAGGCCGUUUGUUCAGACGAGCCAUCUGAGCCAAAGAAGAAGAGCCUUCUCGCUGAGCUCGUGGAGACCUCGGAGCCUGAUGGCUCCCCCGUUCGCAACAACACCGGCAUUUCUGCCUAUGUUGACGGGCCCGCUUGGGACCAGGGCUAUGACUAUGCCGCAUACUACGCGCAGGCCCGUCAGAGAUAUGGCGGUGGCUACUACUUGAGCAGUGUGGAUGCCUCGGGCCAGCGCGGCUCCAUCUGGAACGAUAGCCAGCUGCGGACCGAGCGUGGCUGGUACGCCGGCUCCCACCUUCUCGGCAAGACAAUGGAGGAGAUUGUUGCUGAGGAAAAUUAUCGCAAGCGACGCUGCGUGUUUGGCGCAAUCGGGGAUGGGCGCCCCAAACCCUCGGGCAAGAAGGAAUACCCCCGCAUCUCGAUUGAGGAGGCAAACAGCAUCACGACACCCGAGCACGCGGAGCCGCUGCUGCGCAUGAUGUACGGUUCCCUGCUCCAGGCGGUCGAGGAGGGGAAGCUCGGCACGGAAUUCUACAAGUGGGCUGAGGAACAAGACAAGAAGUAUGAUGGGAAGGUGAGCGUUGGAAAGACUGCCGCGAAGGAGCAUAUCGAGGUGGAAGCAGAGUGA
Purpureocillium takamizusanense is the source of this 1836-nucleotide messenger RNA. RefSeq lists its product as uncharacterized. The coding region runs from base 1 to 1836 and encodes 611 amino acids. The record is from RefSeq and is a predicted model, not a curated record. NCBI's taxonomy places the organism in Eukaryota, Fungi, Ascomycota, Sordariomycetes, Hypocreales, Ophiocordycipitaceae. The transcript has a single exon.